GGGCUCGACGGGCGCAGGGAGAACGAGGGGUUUUUGUGUAGUGUUGUUUUCGCUCCCUGAAGCGUCAGCGUUGUCAUAAUAAAGGCUUCCUCAAAACAAACGGCAGACUAAAACGAGGAAGUCUGCGGUUGUCGCGAGCCUUUCGGAGGCAGCUCUUGAUACCAGCGUCGCCGCGGUGCGCACGGAGAGCUCAGCGGGGAACAAUGCCUGGCAAAGCCGCGGUGGCAGUGGCGCUCCAGCCCGGCGGUAAUGUCGCUGCUGCGGCGGCGGCGGCUCCGCAGAAGUCCUUCCCUUUUGUUUUAAAGAAGAUUAUGGACAUACCUCCUCCUAACAUCCUGGAGGAAGGAGACGACGAAAUCGAGAAAGAGAAGUUGUGCUCCUCUGAGGAUGUGGAAGGAGGUGGGGGUGUGGCACCCAGUGCUGGUGGAGGCUCCAGAGGAGGAGGCGGCGGCGGCAGCGGUGGAGGCAGUGGUGGGGUAUCAGCCUCCCUGACUCCGGCCAUUUGGGACAAGACGAUUCCCUACGACGGGGAGACCUUCCAUCUGGAGUACAUGGACCUGGACGAGUUCCUCCUGGAGAACGGCAUCCCGGUGAGCCUGGAGGAAGAGGAGCUGCAGCGGACUCUGACCUCCGUAGAAGGCAAAGGCAAACCCCAGGUUGUCUCUCCAGCCGCUACGACAGAUAUCUCGACGACUACUACUACUACUGCUACUACUACUCCUCCUCCUCCUCCUGCCGCCCCUCCCACUCCUGCCGCGGUGUCUGUCUCCGACCCACCCUCUCUCCCAUCUGCCUCUGCGGACGCCUCAGACCCAGAGGAACCGGUGACAGUCACCACAUUACAGCCAGCCAAACUGGAAGAGGAAGACGAGGAGGAAGAGGAGGAAGAGGGCGAUGAUGAAGAAGAGGAGGAGGAGGAAGGGCCAGAAGAGGAAUCUGAGGAGGCACCAGCAGUUGUGGAAGUGAAGAAAGCAGAACGCAACACGCCGUCCCCCAUCGACCCGGACGCCAUCGAGGUGGACAUUAACUUCCAGCCAGAUCCCACAGACCUGGUCCUGUCCAGCGUGCCGGGGGGAGAGCUGUUCAACCCCCGCAAGCACAAGUUCUCUGACGAGGAGCUGAAGCCGCAGCCGAUGAUCAAGAAAGCCAAGAAAGUUUUUGUUCCCGACGAACAGAAGGAUGAGAAGUACUGGUCCCGGAGGAAGAAAAACAACCUGGCAGCGAAGCGUUCCCGCGACGCGCGGCGGCUGAAGGAGAACCAGAUCACGGUGCGCGCCUCCUUCCUGGAGAGGGAGAACGCCGCGCUGAGGCAGCAGGUGGCCGAGAUGAGGAAGGACUGCGGCCGCUGCAAGAACAUCCUGGCCCGAUACGAGGCCAAGUACGGCCCGCUGUAAAGAGAGAAACAAAAGCAAAUUCAAAAGUCUCCGAAUAAAAAUCCCGUGAAGUUUCAUUGAGACAAAAGCAGAACUCCCUUCCCCGCAGAAUUCAACACAGACACAAACAACCAAGGGAACUUAAAAUUUGCACUGUUGUCUUCGCUGACCUCCAGUCACCGCGUCCAGUUCCAAUCGCCGUCUCCUCAACGUGAUGCUGGAAUUUGGGACGCACACCGGCAGGCAGUGAGGCAUGAUGGGAGCGGUGGUCACAGGACGGCCCGUGGAGAGCGCCUGGCUCCUACACUCGAGAGAGGAAGUGGACUGUUAUGGACACUCCCAUGGUUAAAUCCGCGAGGAAAAUCUCUGCUCUCCUGUCAAGGGAGGAUGCAGAAAGUCAGGAAACGUGACGACAGCCAGCAGAUACAAAAGAAUCACCACACAAAUCAGUUUUUAAUCACUGCACAGCACUUCUUAGAGGACCAAAGCAUGAGUAGCAUCAGUCAGACGAGGGCGUGUUUAGAGCGGUGCGCACUUGCUGUCCCUCACUUUUCCUUGUGUUGCACUUGCAUUUACUCUCUGACUGAGGAGGAGGAGGAGGAGGAUUAUCUCUCCCAUGAUGCAGGAGCGGAGCAGACGAGCGCUCGAGUUCAGGAGCAGGGGUCGGGUUGAGAGCCGGAGAUAGAGAGGAGGCCUCAGGUUGGCGCAGGAGAGGAAAACAAGAGGAGUUAGUGGUGCGUUUCGGUUCAGUCACAGUUCUUCCGUCUUGUAACCCACAUGCACGCCUCUGCACACUCAAAAAAUUCAAAACAAGUGUUUGCGCAUACACAGCCCUCCCUGUACCAUUUAGUUAAUGCAUUUUCAGUGUAUUCUCUCCAUCUUUGCACUUUUUUCUUCAAGGAAACACACACUCAUCAGUGUAACGUUUAAAAAUCCGACCGGUGGCAGCUUAUCAUUCAGCAUCAACCGCAGGGGGAGGUACGGUAGCUCGGAGUGGCUGGAAAAAAAAAAAACCAAGCAUGACCUGCAGAUGGAAGCUACUGUGAUUGAGCCUUUCUUUCUACUAAUCUCAGCUUCCUAACGCGAGAUUGAAUCCGAAUCUUCUGCAGUGAUGGUUUCCACACACGGAGGGAGUUUGUUUUGUUUCCUCUGCUGAAGGCACUCGUUUGAUGAUCUCCAGGGCCCUCACUGGUGGAGGGAUAUGUUCAUAUGUAGGGCUGUUUAUUUUACUGCACACUGCAAGUAGAGGGCGCUAGAGUCACUGCCUGUAUGCUGAAAGGUGUAGUGAUGGCUGGGUUGAGUUGUUUUCUGUUUUUAUAGUGGAGGAAACGAGCCAGGCCUAAAGUUGAGUGCUUCUGAAGCUUGUAUAUAAACAACUGUCUCAUCUUCUUGAUUUCCUACGACAGGGACUCUUGACUGUGUCUUUAUUAACCCAACACUAUUCCUUAUAUUUGCCAAAUAGUCAAUGAGUGCUGUAUUUAUUCUGAUGGUAAUAAUGCAUCUGUUGAUUGUGAUGUACAACAAUAUGUCAGAUAAUUCUAUUUCAAUACCUAUAUAAUAAAAACCAAUGACAAAGCAGGGAAUUCAAUGGAUAAACUGUGCUUUUUGGAUGUUUGUUUUUAAACAGAUUUCUAUGGUUAAAUGGGACUUUUUUUCCCUUCUAUACAGAUACAUAUAUGUGUAAACACACAAAAGACAGGGGACACUCUAAUUUACCUCAUCCAGCACUUCCUUUUUCGUCUGGUUCAGAGUUAAGCAGGGCUACAGAGCAGUGUUGGUUUUAAGCAGAGAGCACAUUUGAAGCAGCCCAGUCGCGUCUGGCAACACUUUUGAGGGGUUAAAGUGAGUUCUCUUUGCCAAAGUGGCUGGGUCUGCGUCUAAAUUAGUAAACACGUUGCAGACUGUUAUGGGACUCCGUAUCUCAAGUGUCUUCGGCCGAUGCAGAUUAUGUGAUCGGCCGGCUUGUGCUCAUAAUCAUUGUAAUCUUGGGAAGAAAAUAAAUGUGGCAAUAAUUACCCUGUUAUGUAAUGCUUGUUUAAUUUCAGUAACAAUGUUGUAUGUAAAACUUGCUAUGAUGUACUAAAUAGAAAUGCCCCAAAGUCAUUUGUGCUUCCAGUUUUGAUCCUCUGUAGUCUAGGAUCUUGAUGCAUGAAACCCAGUAAACUUGUCUCAUUUUGUUUUCUCGUAAAUUUGACACCAAGUGUACUUAUGUCUGUAAACCAUCACUGAAAACUGCAUAAUGUUUUUGGAUGGGUUGGCCGAUGGUAUAUUGUACAGCUCUGUCAAAAAGAAGAAGAAGAAAAAAAAAAGGCAGAACAUCUUUGCUCUGAUGUCCUGUGUUUCUGACUUGCAUAACAGCACCACCUAUCCUUCUGCAGCCAGUGCUUGACCUUGUGGCAAACAUCAGCUGAAAACGGCAUCUUUUGAUCACUGUGUGAAUUGUUUCCUAUUUACUGAAGAUUGAUCUAUAUCUAGAUACACUGGAUCAGUUGGAGCUUUUCGUUUCUUGAUAAUGUGUUUGGGUUUUCCCGACGGAACCGUAGCGCAACCGGCGUUUCGGAGGAUUUAGAUUUUUUUUUUUUUUUUGCAUUGACAUUCAGACUUGACAUUGACUGCAUUAUGCUGAUUAAACAUCACGUGUAGUUGAUGAAUGCAAACUUGUUGUAGUUAAUUUUCAACUAAAUUGAAACUGUUCUUAAUAAGGUUGAUUAAAGGUACUGGCCAAGAAAGGCUUUUUAGAAGACAAUAAAUCAAGAUCUAAUCCUGUAUAGUACCGCGUAUGUUAUGUAGCAGCCUCUUUUUCUAAUGCACCUCAUGAAAAAACAACUUGUAUUUCUGACUUGAUCGGGUUGCAGAUUCUUCCGAUUUGGGGGGAAAAUGAAAUAAAAAAAAAUUGACUGUAUCAGCGGUUUGGGUAUCAGAGCGAGUGUUUUUUUUUUUUUCUCCUGCAGGUGAAAAGAGAAGCUGCUUUUUUAAAUCUUCAAUUUAAGGCAAGCCAUUAUCAGAAAAUGACACCUUUGAUGAGGUAUUAAUCGAUUUUUCUUGAUAGAUCCGCUUUGCCAAUUUCUAAAUUUGGAUGCAACGCUAACUUGCAGUAGCAGCACUCUCCCUGCAGGGGGCACAAGUACUAAGCUGCAGUUAAUUUGUUGACCUGUAGAUGGCAGAAUCUACACCACGUCCCUGUAGUGACUGUUUCCGAUCCUCUUUUCGAACUGUUCGCAGGUUUCAGGAGCGUCGCUCUCCUUGUUUACUUCUUAAAGUAGCUUCAGUACUCCUGGAAGAAAUUAAAAAAAAAAAAAAAAAACAUUUUUAAAGUUCUGUUUUUUG
Molecule: messenger RNA, 4700 nt
Organism: Salarias fasciatus (jewelled blenny)
Lineage: Eukaryota; Metazoa; Chordata; Actinopteri; Blenniiformes; Blenniidae
Gene: tefb
Product: TEF transcription factor, PAR bZIP family member b
Exons: 4
Coding region: 204-1394 (396 amino acids)
Biological process (GO): regulation of transcription by RNA polymerase II
Cellular component (GO): nucleus
Molecular function (GO): RNA polymerase II cis-regulatory region sequence-specific DNA binding; DNA-binding transcription factor activity, RNA polymerase II-specific
Source: RefSeq, a predicted model, not a curated record